Messenger RNA from Alternaria ethzedia, 2148 nucleotides. RefSeq lists its product as uncharacterized. The transcript has 2 exons. The record is from RefSeq and is a predicted model, not a curated record. Bases 1 to 2148 code for a protein of 715 amino acids. Lineage: Eukaryota; Fungi; Ascomycota; Dothideomycetes; Pleosporales; Pleosporaceae.
AUGACAGGCACUCCAGAAGAAACCGCCAACGGCUCGACAGAAGUUGAUGAUAUUCAAGGCACACCAGCGGUCGAGUCUACUGGCAACGAUGAAGGCACACAAACAGACACACCAAAGUCUGACGACCAACUUAUCGAGGAUUGGCUAGGCACUAGUCUAGUCGAACUCAAGAAUGAGCAUGGCUACACUCGCGAGAUCGGAGUCCGGGAAUACUUGGACAUCACAACUACAAGAGGCGAUAACCCUGCUUGCUGGCUCGAGGCUGGUAGUCUUGAUGUUGCCUUCGCUCUAUUGACUGCGCAAAAAAGGGGGGGAAACGUUUGCGCACUCCCAAUUUACCAGGGUUGGGAUUUGUUUAAUUUGGGUAACGGAAAUUGCACCAUGGAGGACUUGCUCAAAGAUGUUACCAUUGAGCCGACACUAAAAGAUUCAAAGCGUUAUAUUGUAGUGCCUGUCAAUGACGGGCCAUUAACAACUAAGGAGCAACGCGCAUGGUAUAAGGAGAAAGCGAGAAAAGCAGAGGAAGCUAAAGAAGCUAAGGCAGCUCGAGAAGCAGGUACUCAAGGAGUCGAAGAAGGCGAGGUGAUGGAAGAAGAAGAGGAGCUUGCCGAAGGUCCUCCAGUUAUCGGCAAUCACUGGGGUCUCUUAGUCGUCGAUAAAGAAUCAAAGACAGCACGCUGGAUCGAUGGCAACAUCAGACUGGUCACCAUCAACGGAAAGAGAGAGCGGCUUCCCCCCGACAUGUCUAGAGCGGCAACAGUCGCCGGCAAAAUUCUCUGUGCCAUCGAGCAGGUUCUCGGGCCUGAGCGAGGAAUGUACAAUGCAAAAACCGCCAAAUAUGUUCCGCACCAGUUCGAUGACAACAGCUUUCAGGCCGAUGGUGGAGCGUGCGGCCCGUACGUCGUUGCCUUUCUCGAAUAUCUGUACAAAGACUCGUCGCCCUACUUACGCCAUCUGGGUGCUGCUUUCCGGAGGCGGAAUAAGACACGACAUUGUAACGACUUGGCCUUUGAUUCUCUGUACACAAGAGUGGAGAUGCAGAAGAUCAUACAGAAUAAGAGUGAGGAAGAUGCCAAAGCUGGUGAGCUUUCGUUGAAGAUGACACCGGAUGUCUUUCGCAUUCUGAACCCCAAGGUCGUUGCGCCUUGGGUGGCAACCGCUUGGCGGGAUCGAAUAGGCAAGCCAGAUACGCCGAGGUUGUUCGAUAAGCAUGGCGGUGGCGGCGGUAGCGGUGGUGGCAGCGGUGGUGGUAGUGGUGGUGGCAGAGGAUCCCGUCCCGGUGGUGGUAACGGGGGAAGACGCCCAACUCCUCCUCCCGAAAAGAAUGUUUGGGAUACAGACGAUGACGAUGAAGACGACAAUUACAUCUACGAUUUGAACGAUCCGCAAAACACCCAAACAUACAAAAACAUACUUCGCGCACGCAUUCGAGAGCAUCCUCGUCAUUAUGGAGGUUGCACAACAAAGGAAGAGGCCUAUAGACUAGCCUGGAGGACGAUGAAGGAUGAGGAUAAGAAGGCAGCGGAAGAGGCAGCGGCUGCACGCGCUGCAACUGGCAAUCCUCGAGCAGGCGGUGACCCUCCACCAGGCGAUGAUCCUCCACCAGCCACUAGCAAUCCACCGCAUCGCUCUUACCUCCCUCUGCUCAACCGCCCCGACACAAUCACCGAUAUUCCCGCAGACUUCGCCGACGAGCAAGCAGUACCCUCCGAGCAAAUCAAGCUAUGGCGAGAAAGCAAUCUCGAACUUAUCGAACGAUGUCCGCUCGGUAACAAAGCCACAGAAGACGGUAUCUCAAUGAGGGCAAUACUGCAGGUUCUUUCCGGCGCUACAUUCACCGACGAGUCUGACGAUCGCUUAACCAAUAUAUGGCUCAAGGACUCCGAUCUCUUCACCGACGAGGAUCGCAAGACCUUGACUGAAAUCCCGAAUAUCAUCGGAGAGAGAAUGAAGGAGAGGUAUGAGGUCUUCAACGAAAGACAGCCGGCAGCUGCCAAGCGAUCCCGCGGUGGCGAAGAUAACAUGGGUGGCCACAAGAAGGCGAAGAUGGCGGAAGACGACAUCAUGGAUUUAAGUGACUCAGACGACUUGGACUUGGACUUCGAUGAAGAGCCCGAAGAAAGCAAUUCUGCUGCGGCAUCCGAUUAG